Molecule: messenger RNA, 2631 nt
Organism: Onychostruthus taczanowskii (white-rumped snowfinch)
Lineage: Eukaryota; Metazoa; Chordata; Aves; Passeriformes; Passeridae
Product: receptor-type tyrosine-protein phosphatase delta
Exons: 13
Biological process (GO): protein dephosphorylation
Molecular function (GO): protein tyrosine phosphatase activity
Source: RefSeq, a predicted model, not a curated record
GAAGAGGGCUGAAUCUGAUUCUAGAAAGAGCAGCAUACCCAACAGCAAGGAGGUUCCCUCUCACCAUCCCACGGAUCCAGUGGAGCUGAGACGCCUUAACUUUCAAACUCCGGGUAUGGCCAGUCAUCCCCCAAUACCUAUCUUGGAACUUGCAGAUCACAUUGAAAGAUUGAAAGCAAAUGACAAUUUGAAGUUCUCACAGGAAUAUGAGUCUAUUGAUCCUGGUCAGCAGUUCACAUGGGAGCACUCUAACCUGGAAGUAAACAAACCAAAGAAUAGAUAUGCGAAUGUAAUUGCAUACGACCAUUCUCGUGUUCUACUCUCAGCAAUAGAAGGCAUACCAGGCAGCGACUAUAUCAAUGCCAAUUACAUAGAUGGAUACAGGAAGCAGAAUGCUUAUAUAGCAACGCAGGGGGCAUUGCCAGAAACCUUUGGUGACUUCUGGAGGAUGAUGUGGGAACAACAAGGUGCAACAGUCGUCAUGAUGACAAAACUAGAGGAGAGGUCCAGGGUGAAGUGUGAUCAAUACUGGCCAAGCAGAGGCACAGAAACUUAUGGACUAAUCCAAGUGACCCUUUUAGACACUGUUGAAUUGGCAACAUACUGUGUUCGUACAUUUGCACUUCACAAGAAUGGCUCAAGUGAGAAAAGGGAAGUGAGGCAAUUCCAGUUCACUGCCUGGCCUGACCAUGGUGUCCCAGAACACCCAACACCAUUCUUAGCUUUCCUGCGACGAGUCAAGACUUGCAACCCACCUGAUGCCGGACCUAUGGUUGUGCAUUGCAGUGCUGGAGUCGGCAGGACUGGCUGUUUCAUUGUGAUAGAUGCCAUGUUAGAGAGAAUAAAGCAUGAAAAGACUGUAGAUAUUUAUGGCCACGUAACUCUAAUGAGAGCACAGAGGAAUUACAUGGUUCAAACUGAGGACCAAUACAUCUUUAUCCAUGAUGCACUGCUGGAAGCAGUGACAUGUGGAAAUACCGAAGUGCCAGCCAGAAACCUGUAUGCAUAUAUCCAGAAGCUGACACAGAUAGAAACAGGAGAGAAUGUCACAGGAAUGGAACUGGAAUUUAAGCGUCUUGCUAGCUCUAAGGCUCACACUUCAAGAUUUAUCAGUGCCAAUCUUCCAUGUAAUAAAUUCAAAAAUCGCCUUGUCAAUAUUAUGCCAUAUGAAUCCACAAGGGUAUGCUUGCAGCCUAUCCGAGGAGUAGAAGGCUCUGAUUAUAUUAAUGCCAGUUUCAUUGAUGGAUACAGACAGCAAAAAGCUUACAUAGCUACACAGGGUCCUUUAGCAGAAACAACUGAAGACUUCUGGAGAAUGCUCUGGGAGCAUAACUCUACAAUUGUGGUCAUGCUCACUAAGCUACGAGAAAUGGGCAGAGAAAAAUGCCAUCAGUACUGGCCUGCGGAGCGCUCAGCCAGAUAUCAGUAUUUUGUGGUAGAUCCAAUGGCAGAGUACAACAUGCCACAGUAUAUUCUGAGGGAAUUCAAGGUUACAGAUGCAAGGGAUGGUCAGUCCCGAACAGUGAGGCAGUUCCAGUUCACUGACUGGCCAGAACAAGGAGUGCCAAAGUCUGGAGAAGGAUUUAUUGACUUCAUAGGCCAAGUGCAUAAAACAAAAGAGCAAUUUGGUCAGGAUGGACCAAUUUCUGUUCAUUGCAGUGCGGGUGUUGGAAGGACUGGAGUAUUCAUAACCCUGAGCAUUGUGUUAGAAAGAAUGAGAUAUGAAGGUGUUGUAGACAUCUUCCAGACUGUUAAAAUGCUAAGGACACAGCGGCCAGCCAUGGUACAGACAGAGGAUCAAUACCAGUUCUGCUAUCGAGCCGCACUGGAGUAUCUGGGCAGCUUUGAUCACUAUGCAACAUAAAAACCCAUUGUGGAUUUUUAUUGCAGGCCCUUUAAGAUCCAGAGAGCCGCUUCUGAGCCAUACAAUGUGCUUUAGAAGUACUUCUUAACUCUUAGCUAAGGAGCAAUUAUUGGGGAUAUAUAAAAUAAAAAAUAAUAAAAAAAAAGAAACAAAUGAACAAAAUAUUGGGGAUAUAUAAAACAAAAAACAACAAAAAAAAACCCCACCCAACAAGAAGUAUUCCAUGUGGACCAAGAAUUCACAGUUUAAUAACCUAACCAUAAUAAAAGAAUCCUGACCACUGAGGCGUCUGAAGGAUCUCAUUUACAGAUACCUCAAGGGUUCGACAUUGGUUGAAGUUAAAGGGAAGAGGACAUUUAAUCAGAAAGAGUGAUCAUCUUAUUCAGGAUUACAUGAUUUUGCAAAGAGGAGUUUUGAGAACUGCAGUUCAGUGCAAGAUGUUUAUUGCAGGGUUGGGUUCUGGCUUCUCAAACAAAGCGGACUCUUUACUUCAACAUCACCGUUUCCCAUCAUACUGCUCAUAAUAACACUUAAGGGAAAAUGUGGGAAUGUUUAAAAAGAAAGUCCUUGAUUUAGUUUUUUAGUAUUGUAAAGAUACUGCUGACCUGUGCUUCAUUUUUAACUGUGUAAACUUUUUCCUUUUUUUAACAAGAGUUUCUCAUUCGAUGAAGUGAAUUAAAGAAAAGGUUGCAUAACUGUUAAUAUUUUUGUUUAAAAAUGUAGAUUUUUUUUUAAGCUGUAGAACUGUUAUCUGUAAUAUUGUGCUG